AUGAAAUCAAAUUCAUUAGCUGAACCAAUCAAUCAAGAAUCUAUUCACAGUAGCCCACUUGGCGGUGGAAGUAAAGAAGAACACGCUCGAUUGGUCACAAUUAAUCAGAAUAAUUUACUCGACAAAGUGAUUGUCUCCAGCAGUACACUGAUAACUUGGCCAGUAGAAUUAACUUCAAUGCAUAUUUAUUCAACACAAAACAUGGAAAUAAUUCCUCCACCCAAUACUUCUGCAAACACUAACUUAUCUCUUGUAACACAAAAAGUUCACAGUAAAGACGAUGAACCUAAUGAGGCCUAUGGACAACAACAACAACAGCAACAACAACAAACUUCCCCUAAAAUCUCUUUAUCAAUAAGUUUAAAACGACAGAAACGUAAAGAAGUCGUCGAUUUUGAGGAUUGUUGUAGUCUUAGUAUUCAAGCAGAAGUCAAUAUUCCCUACUGUUUUUCUGAUGAGCAGACGGAGAGUAAAUAUAGUGAUAAAAAAUCACGAAGUGUAUCAGAAAGGAAUGAAAAGUUUAAGGAGAAAUAUCGUAGUGGUACUAGUGAAGAACACUUGCCUCCGGACAAUCAUCGUGAUUCACCUAAUCUGAAAAUUAAAAGAAAAGAUUCCAAUUCAUCGCCAACAACAUGGAUUAAAGACAGUUGUAAAACAGAUAUAUCAAUAACAUCAGUAAUUGAUUUAAUUCAUGGAAAAAUGUACAAGAAACAAGAUAAAGACGCGAUUGUUACAACUGAAUUGGAGGAUAAUAUAGAGAAUACUACCAGUCUAAGAGAUUUACAAGUACACUCCAUUAUGAAACAUAUUCCUUCAGAAGAGUAUGAAAAAGAUAAACCAUAUGAAAGUUCUAUUCAACCAGAAAAUAUAUUAACAAGUGAAGUACUCGACGAUGUUAAUGCAUCUGAUGUAAACGGUAAAAGUGUUACAAAUAACCAAGAGGCUUAUAUCGGUCAAAUAUCAAACGAUGGAAUCAAAGCAGAAAUUCCUACAACAUUAAAUGAUGAUAACACUGAGGAAUAUAAUCAACAAGACCAGACUAAAAUCUACCAAAAAUUAUUUCAGAAGACAUCGACAGACAGUGAUCUCCGUGAAGUUCAAGAAGAUUUACACUCUGAUAAAAGAAUUCAACAACCCCAACCAAUUGUACGAACACAAUCGGAGAUUAUCCAGUCUACUAGGGAACCACAAAUACAGAAUAUUGUUGAAAAUAUGCGCCAUCAAUCAUAUAUUGACGAGAAAAAAGAUGAGCAAAAGAUGGUAAAGAUAAAGUCUAACAAACAAACCCUACCAGUCAGCGUAUCACCUACUGGAAUAUCCCAGCCAACUGUACAAACACAGUUGGAUUUUAGCCAACCUAUCAGGGAUCUACAAAUGCAGAGUACAGUUGAAGGUAUUCAACAUACGUCAUAUAUUGAAUCUGACAAACAAUUCCUACCGGUGAACGUGAUACCUCCUGAAAUAUCGUUAUUUUCAAGUAGUGUGAUUAGUUUCCGACUGUCUUCAGAUAUUGAUGAAAUACACGAUCAACCAUCGAGUAUUAGAUUACAGCCUAGUCUAGAGAUUGCAUCAACUUGUUUACUAACAACUGAUCGUCGUUCAGAAUUACAAAAUCCUGUUCAAAUUACAAAUAAAUGUCACUCGGAUUUUGAAAUGAAUGAACAGACAGCAUCAGAGUUUCAAAUAUCAUCAGCACCACCACCAAUGGAUUACUCUAGACCAACAUCACCAUCAUCACAUAAAAGUCGAAUGGUAAAUCUAUGCGAAAAUACCCUGGAAAUUCUAAUUGAAACAAAAGACGAUGGAGAGGCGAUUAAAAAUGUGAAGAUAACGAGUGAAUUAAUUUUAUCCAUUUGUAACACUGGUGAAAAUGACAGUAAACUAUUGAAAUUUCGUGCUUCAAGUAUCCUCCCACCAGAUUUUUUAUGCUUUAAACAAUCCAACCAAAUGGAUAAGUCUGACAGAUCACCGAGUCGGAAGCUGUUAUUAUUAUCAUCAUCACCAGAGAAUCAAAUUAACACCGAAGAAGAGGAUAAUACUUUACCAAAAUGGAGUAUUAAAGAGGAUACUACUAUUGGAGGACAAGAUAACAGUGUGGAAUUGUUGCAUCAAUCAUUAAAUUAUCCAAAUGGAAAAGCUCCAUUGAAAUCGUCACCACCACCACUACCAUCAGCAGCAGAAGAUCAGAGAUCAAAGAAUUCACAGUCAGGUUAUGCAGAUUUGUUAAGUACUAAAAAAGCAUCAUCUCAAGAAUUAGAUAAGCAAAGUGAUAUUCAAAUGAAGGCGAAUACUAGUCAAUCGGUGAAUGGUACUUAUGAUGAGAAUUCGGAGACGAUAAUAAUGAACAGUGAGUUUUCUGGUUAA
This is a messenger RNA of Trichobilharzia szidati, 2364 nucleotides long. Lineage: Eukaryota; Metazoa; Platyhelminthes; Trematoda; Strigeidida; Schistosomatidae. The record is from the annotation of a GenBank genome assembly.